Molecule: messenger RNA, 825 nt
Organism: Rhagoletis zephyria (snowberry fruit fly)
Lineage: Eukaryota; Metazoa; Arthropoda; Insecta; Diptera; Tephritidae
Source: RefSeq, a predicted model, not a curated record
AUGUCGAACAUCAACGAGACGCUGGACGCCUUUCCCUACUGGGCGCUGCUGCCGAAGAGGGAGACGACGGCGGCCGCCUUCCUCGCCCGUAACCCUGCCUUUGAUGGCCGCGGCGUGAAGAUUGCCAUCCUCGAUUCGGGCGUCGACCCGGGCGCGGCGGGCAUGCAGGUGACCAGCGAUGGUCGGCCGAAGGUGGUGGACAUGAUGGACGCCACGGGGGCGGGCGAUGUGGACACGAGCACCGUGGUGGAAGUUGAUAAGGUGGACGGCUGCAUUACCGGACUGACGGGACGGAAGUUGAAGAUUCCCAGCAGCUGGAGCAACCCCACCGGCAAGUACCACCUGGGCGUCAAGAACGUCUACGAGCUCUUUGACAAGUCGGUGAAGGGGCACCUGACGAAGGAGUACCUCGAGAAGGAGUUCAGUCCGGUGAACAAGCCACUGCUGGCGGCGGCGGUGAAGGCGCUGAAUGAGUACACUGAAAAAGAGGCUUCCUCUGGUAAAAAGGCGGACGAUUUAGAACCAAAGGAGCGCAUCGAGGCGGCGCUGAGGCGUGAGGAGCUGCAGGCGCAGGUGGAGCUGCUGAAGGGCGCCGACGGGAAGGCUCUGGUCGACCAAGGGCCCACCUUUGACUGUGUGGUCUUUCACGACGGGCAGAUGUGGCGAGCCUGUAUCGACACCAGCGGCACCGGCGACCUCGAGUCGGCGACGCUGCUGGGAACGUACCGCGAAACGCUGAAGUACGGGAUGCUCAGCGACCGGGACCGCUUCAACUACGGCGUCAACAUCUACAAUGAGGGCAAUCUGCUGGAGAUUGUCGGACAG